This is a messenger RNA of Diorhabda sublineata, 1593 nucleotides long. RefSeq names its product galactokinase-like. Gene Ontology annotation, molecular function: ATP binding; galactokinase activity. The record is from RefSeq and is a predicted model, not a curated record. The transcript is spliced from 8 exons. The coding region runs from base 327 to 1529 and encodes 400 amino acids. Gene Ontology annotation, biological process: galactose metabolic process; carbohydrate phosphorylation. Gene Ontology annotation, cellular component: cytoplasm; cytosol. Lineage: Eukaryota; Metazoa; Arthropoda; Insecta; Coleoptera; Chrysomelidae.
UGUCAAGUAAACCAGUGACGUACACUAGAAGUCCGAAAAACUUUCAUUUUAUCAUCAUUAAAACACCCUGUAGAACUAAAUCACCUGAUAUAAUCAUUUAAGUAGAUUUUUCCAGAAUAAUAUACAAUAUAUAAACGAACCCCCAAUACGACGCCAUUGUGUUAAAAUAAACCGGGAAAGUGUAAUGUCAUAAGUUAGUAACAGUUAGUUUAUGUGAUUUAUUUUUAACAUUAAUUUUAGUUAAAAAAGUGAUUGUGUUAGUUUUUUAGUGUUUUUUUGAAAAAUAGAAGUUUAAAUCUAUACAAGAACAUGUAAAAAAAAACAAAAUGGUUGCCGAAAUAAAAUCCAUCGAUCAACUAAUAAACGAAGCUAAAACGGCUUUUCGUCAACAAUUUAAAGACGAACCUAAUGUCGCAGUUUACGCGCCUGGUAGAGUGAAUUUGAUUGGCGAACAUACUGAUUACAAUGAUGGGUUCGUUAUGCCAAUGGCACUACCUUUAGUUACCGUCAUCGUAGGUAAAAAAACGACAGGAAAUGACGUAACUAUUUACACCACGUUCGAUUUUAAAAACGAAGAAAAACAAACAACUUUCGAGUUACCACAACCUACGGCUUUAAUCAGAGCAAUAAAUAAAGACGGACCGAAAUGGGCAGUAUACGUAAAAGGAGUUAUAGCGAAUUAUAUAGGAAAUAUACCAUCAGCUUUUAAUGCCGUAAUUCACUCGAGUGUACCUUUAGGAGGCGGUCUUUCUAGCAGUGCAGCACUCGAAGUUGCCACUUAUACAUUUUUAGAUCAAUUGGCAUCAAGUAAAACCAAAGUAUCUGUUAAUGACAAGGCAUUAGCAUGUCAGAAAGCGGAACACGAGUAUGCCGGUGUUCCGUGCGGAAUAAUGGAUCAGUUUAUAUCUUUUAUGGGUAAAGAAGGUCACGCUUUAUUAAUUGAUUGCAGACAUCUUACGUCGAUUUUGAUACCGUUUUCAGAUCAAAACGUCGUUAUACUUAUAACGAAUUCGAACGUCAAACACGAACUCACCGGAAGUGAAUAUUCGUCGAGACGAAAACAAUGCGAAGAGGCGGCCAUGUUACUAAAAAAAGUCAGUUUGAGGGACGCCAAUAUGGACGACAUUAAAUAUUUGGAAUCUAUAAACACCGGUAAAGAAAUAGUUUCGAGGGCUAGACACGUCAUCACCGAAAUAACCAGAACGACGCUAGCCGCCGAAAUGUUGAAACAAAAAAAUUUUUGUAAAUUCGGCGAACUGAUGACGGAGAGUCACAAAUCGUUACGCCUCGAUUACGAAGUAUCUUGUCCCGAAUUAGAUCAGUUGGUCGAUUUGGCGUUGGAGGUCGAUGGAGUUUUGGGAAGUCGAAUGACGGGAGGCGGUUUCGGCGGAUGUACGGUGACGUUGGUAUAUUCACAAUCCGUACAAAAAGUUGUGGACAACAUAAAAAAUAAGUAUAAAGGCCAACCGACCUUUUAUGUAUGUAAAGCCAGCUCUGGAGCAUCUGCAGUACCUUGCUCAUGUAAAUAAAUAAAAUAUCAAAACUUUAAAAAAAUAUAUUUUCAAAAAUAACUUUUACAACCAAAAAAUUUCA